AACACAAGCUUGAGCUCCAGGACAAAUAUUUGUUCCAAUUCUGAACAAAGUUAAAGAGCUUUCCUCUUCUUUUUUCUUCUUUUUAAAAACGAACUAGACACUUCUGUUGUUCCUUUGAACUUUGGUUCAAUCGGGAGUGGAAUCCUCCCAGGCCAUCUGCUCAGGGGAGCUUGGCAAAGUUAUCCAGCAAAAUGGAAUGGCUCACGUGCUUCCUCGUCUGCUUGUUUCUUUCUGAAGCUCAAGCCUUCGAAAUCCCCACAAAUGGACUUUCUGAAUUUGCAGAAUAUGGUGAUCUCAUGGAACUGGCACCAGGCAAAUUUCAAUUUGUACCAGAGAACCGGAGGUAUCAGAGAAGUGUUCCUGGAGAAUCGGGAGAAAUAAUGGAAGAUGUUGAUCAAGUAACUCUUUAUAGCUAUAAAGUCCAGUCCACAAUUACUUCUCGCAUGGCCAACACCAUCAUCCAAAGCAAGUUGGUGAACAACUCCCCGCAACCUCAGAAUGUUGUAUUUGAUGUUCAGAUUCCCAAAGGAGCCUUCAUUUCCAACUUCUCCAUGACUGUAGAUGGCACAACAUUUACUAGCUCCAUCAAAGAGAGAACUGUGGGCCGAGCUCUCUAUUCGCAGGCAAGAGCAAAAGGCAAGACGGCUGGAUUGGUGAGGAGCAAGGCUCUGGAUAUGGAGAACUUCAGAACAGAAGUAAACAUCCUCCCUGGAGUAAAGGUCCAGUUUGAGCUUCAGUACCAGGAAGUGAAAUGGAGGAAGCUGGGAUCCUAUGAACACAGGCUUCAUCUGCAGCCUGGACGGCUGGCCAAACACUUGGAGGUAGAUGUGUGGAUUAUUGAACCUCAAGGCAUGAGAUUUCUUCAUGUUCCUGACACAUUUGAAGGCCAUUUCGAUGGUGUUCCAGUCAUAUCUAAAGGACAGCAGAAGGCACAUGUCUCCUUCAAGCCCACAGUAGCACAGCAAAGGAAGUGUUCCAACUGCUCUGACACUGCCGUGGAUGGAGAGCUGGUGGUGAUGUAUGACGUGAACAGGGAAGAGAAGGCUGGUGAGCUUGAGGUAUUUAAUGGCUAUUUUGUCCACUUCUUUGCUCCUGACAACCUGGACCCAAUUCCCAAGAACAUCCUCUUCGUCAUUGAUGUUAGCGGCUCCAUGUGGGGUAUUAAAAUGAAACAAACUGUGGAAGCAAUGAAGACCAUAUUGGAUGACCUAAGAGCAGAAGACCAAUUCUCUGUGGUUGAUUUCAACCACAACAUUCGAACCUGGAGGAAUGAUUUAGUUUCAGCCACCAAAGCACAGGUUGCAGAUGCCAAGAAGUAUAUUGAGAAAAUCCAACCCAAUGGAGGCACAAAUAUCAACGAAGCUCUCUUGCGUGCAAUUUUCAUUUUGAACGAAGCUAAUAACAUGGGAUUGCUGGACCCCAACUCAGUCUCUCUGAUCAUUCUGGUCUCUGAUGGGGACCCAACUGUAGGUGAACUAAAGUCGUCAAAAAUUCAGAAAAAUGUGAAGCAGAACAUACAAGACAAUAUCUCCUUGUUCAGUUUGGGUAUAGGAUUUGAUGUCGACUAUGAUUUCUUGAAGAGACUAUCCAAUGAAAACCGUGGAAUUGCUCAAAGGAUUUAUGGUAACCAGGAUACAUCUUCCCAGCUCAAGAAAUUCUACAACCAGGUUUCUACCCCCUUGCUCCGAAAUGUUCAGUUCAACUAUCCCCACACGUCAGUAACGGAUGUCACACAAAACAGCUUCUACAACUAUUUUGGAGGUUCAGAGAUUGUGGUGGCAGGAAAAUAUGACCCUGAGAAGUUGGAGCAAAUACAGAGCGUGAUCACUGCGACCUCGGCUAGCACGGAGUUAGUCUUGGAAACCCUAGCCCAGAUGGAUGACUUGGAGGAUUUUCUAUCGAAAGACAAACAUGCAGAUCCUGACUUCACCAAAAAACUGUGGGCUUAUCUAACCAUCAACCAGCUGCUAGCUGAAAGAAGUCUGGCUCCUACAGCUGCAGCCAAAAGGAAAAUUACCAAAACAAUCCUGCAGAUGUCUCUGGAACAUCAUAUUGUAACCCCCCUCACUGCGAUGGUGAUUGAGAACGCUGCUGGGGACGAGCGCAUGCUGGCAGACUCCCCUCCGCAGGAUCACUCUUGCUGUGCAGGUGCCCUGUAUUAUGGCAGCAAAGUUGCUCCAGCUUCAGUUCCGUCAUGGGCCAAUCCUUCACCAACACCCAUUAUUCCAAUGCCCGUACUAGGAGCUCGGGUGCUCGAGUCAACGCCCCCUCCACAUGUGAUGAGAGUUGAAAAUGAUCCACAUUUCAUCAUCUACCUGCCAAAAAGUCAAAAGAAUAUUUGUUUCAAUAUUGACUCAGAACCUGGAAAAAUCCUCAACCUGGUUUCUGAUCCAGAAUCAGGAAUUUUAGUCAAUGGACAACUCAUUGGUGCCAAGAAGCCCAAAAAUGGAAAACUAAGCACCUAUUUUGGAAAAUUGGGAUUUUACUUCCAAAGUGAAGACGUGAAAAUAGAAAUCAGCACUGAGACCAUCACCCUGAGCCAUGGCUCUCGGACAUCCACUUUGUCCUGGUCUGACACAGCUCACGUUGUUAACCAGAGGGUGCUUGUCUCAGUGAAGAAAGAAAAAACUGUGACUGUCACUCUAGAUAAAAAUAUGUCCUUUUCUGUUUUACUUCAUCGUGUCUGGAAGAAGCAUCCAAUCAAUGUAGACUUUCUGGGAAUCUACAUUCCCCCCACAAACAAGUUUUCACCGAAUGUACACGGACUCAUAGGCCAGUUCAUGAAUGAGCCAAAGAUACGCAUCUUCAAUGAAAGACCAGGAAAGGACCCCAAGAAGCCAGAGGCAAGCAUGGAAGUGAAAGGACGGAAGCUGACUGUCACCAGAGGCGUUCAGAAAGACUACAGGACGGAUAUCGUGCUGGGAACCGAUGUCCCCUGCUGGUUUGUGCACAACAGUGGCAAAGGUUUCAUCGACAGACAUUACAAGGAUUACUUUGUGCCUCAACUCUAUAGCUUUCUCAGAUGGUCUUAAAGGUUUCUAGUUUUGGAAAGCAUGUGUAUAAAUAAACAUUUUCCCCGGUCA
Messenger RNA from Tupaia belangeri chinensis (Chinese tree shrew), 3083 nucleotides. It is a transcript of the gene ITIH2, whose product is annotated as inter-alpha-trypsin inhibitor heavy chain 2. Gene Ontology annotation, biological process: hyaluronan metabolic process. The coding region runs from base 192 to 3032 and encodes 946 amino acids. NCBI's taxonomy places the organism in Eukaryota, Metazoa, Chordata, Mammalia, Scandentia, Tupaiidae. The transcript is spliced from 21 exons. Gene Ontology annotation, molecular function: serine-type endopeptidase inhibitor activity. The record is from RefSeq and is a predicted model, not a curated record.